Chara braunii is the source of this 3203-nucleotide messenger RNA. The record is from the annotation of a GenBank genome assembly. NCBI's taxonomy places the organism in Eukaryota, Viridiplantae, Streptophyta, Charophyceae, Charales, Characeae.
UCGCUCGGCUCGGCUGGUGGAGGGGUCAAUGAAUGAAGUGAGAGGGCAAAUUUACAACCAAUCGAUUUCUUUGUGAUCCGGUGGGCUUGACGACAGCGGAGGGGGAAACAGAAGACAAAGAGGGCGGGAAGGGCGCGAGGGGGGGAGGGGGGGAGGGGGAGGGGGGGAAGGGGUAACGACGGCCACGUGUCAAUCUGGCGCCUAUGCUGUACAGUUCGGUUCCGAGUCCGCGAUCAGGUCCGGCACCAAGUCCCCGAUGGGGUCCCGGUCGGAUGCUGCGGCGGUCCCGAUUUGGCCAGCCGCGGGGGUCGGCGCUGGCGGGAGGGGGCGCGUGCUCCGUGGGGUACAUGGUGAUGAUGGCGUUGGCUAUGGUGACUUUCAUCGUCCUCAGCAACGAUCUCUUGUUCGUUUUGAAAGGAUCCGUCCAUCGGCACCCCUCAGAGUUUCUAGAGGACGACAAUGGCGAUCGCUUCCCAAGGAGAGAGACACCAAGAAAUGAACAGAGAGAGAGGCGGGAGACGGCCAAGGGGACUCAGCAUAGAUUGAAGCCCCGGAAGAACAAAGCUGAAGGAGCGGAGGAAGACGUAGGUUUAGCAUUGAAUCUCGAAGGGCAGCGACAUCAGAAGGGGAGAAGUUUCGGCACUAGGGAAUGGUUAGGGGGUGACGGCCAGGAAGGUCGGAUGCGAGUGGAAGAAGCGAACCGUAAUGGGAUUCUUGAUGGUGGUGAUGAGAACGACGAUGACACUGUUGAUUUUGAUGACGAAAUUGAAGAUCCAAACAGAGUUUUGGUGAAAGGAAACUCUGUUCGUGAGCACGAGCAGAGGGAGAGAAGCGCUUUGGAGCAACCUGGUGAGGAGAGAGACGACGACGAUAGCGGUGCUGAAGAUGGCGCUGAGCGUAGAAGGGAGGGAAGGGUGAAUGGGAAUGAAGUUGGUGGGAUGCUGGGGAGGGAAGUGGAUCGUGGAGAUGGUGGUGUUGGCAUGGGGGGGGUUGUAGCUGAUGAUGGUAUUGAUGAGACUGGUGCAACUGAUGCAAAGGAAGGAACACAAGAAGGCACUCGUUACGUAGCUAGACUGACAGUUGACAACGCAGGAAACCAGCUGCAGGUGGAGGAUCAAUCAGCUGCCAAGGAGGGCAAAGAGGUGUCGCAGCUGCUGAAUACGGUGAAGCACAAAAAAAAAAAGAAGAGGAGGAGGGGUACACCUGCCAUGCAUAAGAAAUCCACUUGUCCUGUUGACUUGGUGAAUGAUCCUGAGUUGCUGAAAGAGCCAGAAGUUGACCCACGAUUCAAGCAGUUUUCCUUGUGGUAUGUUCCGCGGGAAGAUUCGUUGGAAUCAAAGUUCGGUGGACACCCAACUGAGGCAGAUUGGGAGAACAGCUACCGUGCUGUGGACCAACGUUUGCAUUGUGGAUUUGUUGAUGGGGUUAAUGGCAGCUCCGGAUAUGACUUGGAUGAGAAAGAUCGUGAGUGGAUGAGGAAGUGCGACUAUGUUGUCUCAUCGGCUAUUUUUGGCAACUGGGACCAAAUCAAGGCCCCGGAGGAGACCGAGAUAUGGCAGCAAUCAAGGGACCGUGUGUGCUUUGCUAUGUUUGUGGAUCAAGUGAGCUUGGAUGGGAUGAUAUCAGAUGGCACACCUCCAGAUGUUGAUGGCAAGGUGGGGUUAUGGAGAGUCAUUUUGGUUCGCAACAUGCCAUUUGUUGACCCCAGGCGGACAGGGAAGAUACCGAAGCUGCUUGCUCACAGGCUGUUCCCUCAAGCAAGGUACUCUAUCUGGAUUGAUAGCAAGCUUCGGCUCAGGGUAGAUCCCAUGAGGAUAUUCGAGUGGUUUCUUUGGAGAAAGGGUUAUGAGUAUGCGAUUGCCAAUCAUUAUGCACGCCAUUGCCUGCAUGAUGAGGUGGCAAGGAACAAAAAGUUAAACAAGUAUAACCACUCAGCGAUCGAUGCACAGUUUCAGGCAUAUGUAAAUGAUGGGAUGAACCCAUACAAUUAUUCCGACCCCGAUGGCUUGAUUCCCAGCCAGGUUCCGGAAGGAUCUGUCAUCAUACGCGCACACACGCCAAUGUCGAACCUCUUCUCGUGCCUGUGGUUUAAUGAGGUGGACAGGUGGACGUCACGGGACCAGAUCAGCUUCGGAUACGUAUUCCAACGGCUGAAUAGGAUGAACCCGCAGAAACAGUUUUACCUUGGAAUGUUCAAAGACUGUGAGCGGAAGGCGCUUGUGAAGGUGUUUCGACAUCGCGGUGAAGAUGCAUUGAUAGCUCAACAGCGAAAUGAGGAAGCAAAGCGGCGAGCAGAAAAGGAUUGGCAAGAAAACAGGAAAGUCAAAGCUGGGAUGGCAAUGGACGCAGGAAUGGCACGACUGCAAGAAGAAGGUGGUUUAACAGCUAGGGAUGAAGUUCUAAGGAAAAGGCGGCGGCGGGAGUUGUUGCUGGUUAAGCAGGAAAACACGUGGGCGAUGAACAAAGGGAGGCCUUCCCUGUUGAGGGUAGCAGAAAGAGGUAUUGGUGGAGGAGACCUUUGGGACACUGAUCAUCGUCCUAUGCAGAGAUAGCGGUAGUAGUGUGUGUGUGUGUGUGUGUGUGUGUGUGAGAGAGAGAGAGAGAGAGAGAGAGAGAGAGAGAGAGAGAGAGAGAAAUUCUGCGGGGAGAUUACUCAGAUUCGGCUUGGCGACUGUUUGAUUAUGCUCUUUAUUUCAUUGUUAUUGUAAGCGGCUUUUGUACCGCAUCUUUGUGAAGGCCAAGGCUGGCAGAUGGUGCCAGUUGCUGGUGGUUGCGGACAGAUUUGAGGCUGUAGAAGGUAAGUCCUGUCAGUUCUGGAUCAUGCUCAUGAUUAUUGUCAUCAUACGGGGCUUUCUUUUCGCUUUCGCCGUCGUCGCUUUUCCUGUCACUUCGUCCCCUCUUCAUCUCUCUUGCGGGCAUCAUUUACCCUUUUUCGUUUGUUCGUUGCUCCGUCUCUCUACUGUAUAUAAACGACAAGGGAACACUCACCAACUGGCACCGCUCCCCUAACCCAUGGGGCAGGUUUGGAUCAGAGAGUGUUGAUGUGAGAGAGCUGUAACAGACCCCUCAUUAUGCUGACGUGGGCUUGAGCAGCCAUUGCCGACAGGGGAACACCGAACACUGUGGCCAGUCCCAGCACAGACCCUUUUUCUCCCCCCUUAGCCUACAUUAGCUGGGUCUCGUAACAAACAAUGUUGCAUUGC